GACAUGGAUUUUCGCUAUUUGUGGGCAAUUUCUGAUCCUCACCCCGUCGACUCCUAAGUUCGUAACAAACUUCAUCUCCUUCCCUUUCAGAGCACAUGGAGCGAGUGCACGAGUUGGAUGACGGUGAGGCCACGCCCUUACGUUUCCUGUUCAACCUCAGCAGCAUCCCAGCGGACGAGCUGCUCUCUUCGGCCGAACUGCGCCUCUAUCGACAACAGAUAGCCGAGGCGGACGGCGAUGACAACGACAAGGCGAGCCUCCACCGGAUCAAUGUGUACGAGGUGCUGAAGGCUCCGCGGCCAGGCCAGCUCAUCACGCAGCUCCUGGACACGCGGCUGGUCCGGCACAACGCGUCGCGCUGGGAGAGCUUCGACGUCAGCCCCGCCGUGCUGCGCUGGACUCGCGAGCGCCGCCCCAACCACGGGCUGGCCGUGGAGGUCCUGCACCUGAACCAGACGCGGCGCCACCGGGGCCAGCACGUCCGCGUCAGCCGCUCGCUCCGCCAGGAGCCCGGCGAGGACUGGGAGCAGCUGCGCCCCCUCUUGGUGACGUUCGGCCACGACGGCAAAGGUCACCCGUUGACCAAGCGGACCAAGCGUAGCCCCAAGCAGCGGGGACGCAAGCGCAACCGCAACUGCCGGCGCCACGCGCUCUACGUCGACUUCAGCGACGUGGGCUGGAAUGACUGGAUAGUGGCGCCCCCUGGCUACCAGGCCUACUACUGCCAUGGGGAGUGCCCCUUCCCGCUGGCGGACCACCUCAACUCCACCAACCAU
Molecule: messenger RNA, 776 nt
Organism: Hippocampus comes (tiger tail seahorse)
Lineage: Eukaryota; Metazoa; Chordata; Actinopteri; Syngnathiformes; Syngnathidae
Product: bone morphogenetic protein 4-like
Exons: 1
Cellular component (GO): extracellular region
Molecular function (GO): growth factor activity; cytokine activity
Source: RefSeq, a predicted model, not a curated record